UCAAAGUACCCACUCCUCCUUGAAAACAAGGGAGAAUAAAGCCGCUCCCUUUCUUCUGUUGUCAUCGUCCCUCUCACCCACCCACCCCUCGUCCAGCUACUAAUUAAAACGUCCACAAAAAGAAAAAUGGACUCUCCACUCUCCCCAUCGUCAAACUCCUCCUCAUCAUUGUCAAACUACUUGGAUCGUGCAACGCCAACCUCUGCGAAUUUUCCAAGCAGCAUCAGUCCGACGUCUGCAACGCCAGUAGGUGGAGCAAUUGCACAACAACCUUUACCACCUGUCCCAACUCGCUCAUUAUCUGCUACCACACCAACUAUACGGUCUCCUCCUAGCGGUGGAGGCAGUCAGACGAAACGACACAGUUUACGAUCGCCGCCACCUCCACUUCAACAUCUACCGCGUCAUGGAUCUUUCACUGGCAAUAACAACAACAAUGGCAUCAAUAGCAGUAGUGGUAUUAGCUCUAUACCACUCGAUCGCACAAUAUCGUUGCAAAGCAACAACACGACUACUACUACUAUCACAACCACCUAUCAACAGCGACCCACUUCACCCGUGACUUCACCUAGCAUACAUAAAUCUCUUAAUGCGCUCGACGCCAAAUCGAUUACUCGUGAUAUGGAAAAGUCAACUCAAUAUAUGCGAGGCGACGAUACCAUGAUCAGCUCACCGUCAUCGCCAACAGCGAGCAGUAUGAACCCUUCCAGUUUCUAUUUUUCAGCAUCAAACAACACGAAUGCAGCAAGUAGCAGUAGUGGUGGUCCAGGCCCAUAUAGUCAUCAUCGACAUCAUCCUUCCACAACGUCAGUAGCAGGUGGACCUCCUGGCCACCCUUAUAUCCGGCAAGGGAGCGUCAGUAGUAUAACUGUGACCAGCAAUGCGCCGUCUGUCGUUGGUGGAGCAGCUUCUACCGCCGCAGGAACUGGCGGUGCCCCUACAAUACCACCUCUACCAAUAUCUAAUCCGCAAGGCGACGUAUGGCAAACACUAUGCGUCCGUGUUCUUCCUUUAUUUAACGGCGAGGGAGUUAAGGGAAACAUUGAAGAUCUAAACGAGCUUUUACGGCGUUGCUUAUCGGAUCCAAUAUCUCCACAGCUGUACAGCGAUAUCGAAGGACUGCUGCGGGACGGCAUGUUUACAUUGAAUGCAAAAAUGUUGGGUGUUACCGAUGAAAAAUUAUUGGACCGACUCGUUGAACAAUGGUCGUUCUUUUUCACCUACGCAUUACCUUACUUUGAAGCCGUCUUUUUGCCCCUUCGCACGGACAUGCGUUACCGAACACUGGACGAAGCUGAAAUGUGGAAUGUCCGUAACAUGGCACUGCGAAGUUUCAGAGAUAAUGUCAUCUUAUUACAAACAAAACGCCUAGAAGAUGUAUUUGCAAAACUAUUUACGGAUUUUGGGUCUUCACAAAACCCCGCGGCGACAGCAGCAAAAAUGCUGCAAAUGACUUCGCUCUUGGCCUCUGCACCCGAUCAUAACGAAGAGAUCGAACGGGUUCUUUCCAGUCUCAAAGCCAAUUGGAAGAUCAUGAUGACAAAAGGAGAUAGACGAGGCUUUGCAGGUGUUCGCAAAGCAGGGUCUGGGCAAUCAUCUGAAACUUCGAAUCAAAUUUUCGGCACGCUCACAUAGAGAAAAAAACUCUACAAUAUAUAACUUUUUGUUCUAUUUGAGACUGUUUUGUAUUGAAAUGGAUUGAAGGCUAUCAAUUGCUCGUCGUCCGGCUAACCGGGACGCGCAAAACCUUCGGGCAUGUCGGUUU
Molecule: messenger RNA, 1765 nt
Organism: Zychaea mexicana
Lineage: Eukaryota; Fungi; Mucoromycota; Mucoromycetes; Mucorales; Lichtheimiaceae
Product: HbrB-like-domain-containing protein
Exons: 3
Coding region: 127-1635 (502 amino acids)
Biological process (GO): TORC2 signaling
Cellular component (GO): TORC2 complex
Source: RefSeq, a predicted model, not a curated record